AUCUGUCAAACUAGUGGAAGCCGACGGUCUCCAGCAAGCUUGGAUAGUUGGGCUCCACAACGCCAACGCCUAGGGUUUCUUGCACGAGCAGAUGAAGCGGAAGCCACCACACCCUCGCAGCGGCGACGACUCGCCGGCCGGCGAGAGAGGAAGCGACGGAGGGUUGAAGAAGGGGAAGGGGGGAGGGAGGUGGGGCGGCGGGAGUCGGAGGCGGAACGAUCAGCGGCUGGGCGGCGGCGGCGGGGGGGCGCUCUCCCUCGCCGCCUUCGCCAGCGCCAAGUCCCGGACCAGCGGCUACAACCCGGCCCUCAUCAAGAAGCAAAAGGAGUUCUACAAGAAUGCUAAAUUAAUUAGCAAGUACAAAAAGACAAAGAAGCAACAAAGUCAGUCAAACAACCAUCCAGAAAUUCCAGUCCAUGAGGAUGGUGGUGACACUGUCCGAUAUGUGGCAAAACCGCAUCACAAAGGGAAGAAGCACCCUGUGCAUAGUUUGAAGGAAGAGUAUGAGAAAAAACGUGCUGAGGAGGAGAAGGCUAAGGAAGAGCGUGAUGCAAUGGUUCAGGCAAAGAGGGAGCAUCGGGAGAAGUCUGAGGCGAAGCGGAAAGAACUGAGGGAGAAGAUGUUCAAGAAGACAAGAUCUGGCCAACCUGUGAUGAGAUACCGGAUCGAGCAUCUCUUGGAGACUGCACUGAGCAAGAAAGUACAAUUCCAGCUACCAUCUUCAUAAUGUUAGUUGUGUGGACGGAGGACAGGUCGGAGGCUCCCUGUCCGUGACCCGACGAAGGUUCCAAUGGUGGCUUGCCGCGCAUCGAUGGAGGAGGCACUAGCAACAUGGCCACGCCCAGCAGAUGGUGGCUUCCGUGGCCAAAUCGGAUCGAAUAACUUGGUAUUAGGGGGAGGGAGGGAGAGGAUCGAUUUGUACACUGAAUUCGAUGGGAUGGGAUUGUACUCUCAAAUAACAUCCAUUUCCAUCGAUCCAACUUUACCCCUAUCAAUAAACCUUCAAUUAGCACAGUGCCCUC
Molecule: messenger RNA, 1022 nt
Organism: Zea mays
Lineage: Eukaryota; Viridiplantae; Streptophyta; Magnoliopsida; Poales; Poaceae
Exons: 5
Coding region: 92-727 (211 amino acids)
Cellular component (GO): nucleus
Source: RefSeq, a predicted model, not a curated record